This is a messenger RNA of Cuscuta europaea, 1721 nucleotides long. NCBI's taxonomy places the organism in Eukaryota, Viridiplantae, Streptophyta, Magnoliopsida, Solanales, Convolvulaceae. The record is from the annotation of a GenBank genome assembly.
CAAAAGCCCACAACCUCCUGAAUCCUGAGAUAAGUCGGACAACAAAAAGGGGGCGCAACAAAAAACCUUCGGGCUUCGGCAAUUCAUCCAAAAUUCGCAGGUUGCGUCGAGCACUCGAGCCGUUCAUUCAUCGCUCAUCGGCCAUCGCAAUUCGCAGCAGGCCAGCAGUCCAGGUCUCCGGGCGACGGGUCGACGGCCGUCCAGCAGUCCAGGCGUCCAGCUGCAGAACAACACCUCCGCAGGCGUCCAGUCCAGUCCCUUCAGGCCUUCACUCCCUUCAGACUUCAGUCCACUCCUUUGGCCUUUGCAGUUUGCAGAUUUAGAUCCAAACUCGCUCGACGUUCAGCAGUUCCGAGCCAGACUACUUCUCAGAGUCACCGCCUACAGCCCUAGCACAGUAGUUGCUCGUAGAGUCGCUGCUCGCUCUACACAGUCCUCCUCCUCCUCCACCUCGCUAGUUCAGUCGCCGUCGUCCGCCGUCGCAGCAGCCUCCAGCCUCGCAAGUUCCCAUCCGAAUCGCUCCAGCCUCCAGCCUCCAGCCUCCAGCCUCGCGAGUUCCAAUCUUUCCACUCGGCAGUCAAGGCCAGCCCUCCAGAAUCUACGGCUAAUUGAUCCACUUGUCCACCAGGCACUAGUCCUGCGCCCCCCCACGCCUCCACAGCAGUACAGCUCCACUUCUGAUCAUAACCAGCUUCAAUGUCGGCAUUUGGCACAACUACAGUGAAUACAAAUCCUAAUAAGUCCACUGAGGUUGCGCAACCUCCCGGUGACUCAGUAUCAAGCCUCUCUUUUAGCCCAAAGGCAAACUUCUUGGUGGCUACAUCAUGGGACAAUCAGGUACGUUGUUGGGAAGUAAUGCAAAGUGGCAUGAAUAUUGGAACAACACCCAAAGCGUCCAUAUCACAUGACCAACCGGUUUUAUGCUCCGCAUGGAAAGAUGAUGGUUCAACAGUAUUUUCUGGAGGCUGUGACAAGCAAGUAAAGAUGUGGCCACUUGGAGGUAAUCAACCCGUAACUGUUGCCAUGCAUGAUGCUCCUGUGAAAGAGAUUGCUUGGAUUCCUGAAAUGAGCCUCUUAGUCUCAGGAAGCUGGGAUAAAACCUUGAGGUACUGGGAUCUAAGGCAGCAAAAUCCAGCUCAUGUCCAACAACUUCCCGAACGCUGUUAUGCACUUACAGUAAAACAUCCUCUAAUGGUUGCGGCAACUGCUGACAGAAAUCUUAUAGUUUUUAAUUUGCAAAGUCCUCAGACAGAGUUCAAGAGGAUCAUGUCACCACUGAAGUACCAGACAAGGUGCUUGGCUGCCUUUCCUGAUAAACAAGGCUUCCUGGUGGGCUCAAUUGAAGGAAGGGUUGGAGUGCACCACAUUGACGAUGCACAGCACAACAAAAACUUCACUUUCAAAUGCCACAGGGAGAACACUGAUAUUUACUCCGUCAACUCUCUGAAUUUCCACCCAGUACAUGGCACUUUUGCUACUGCUGGGUCUGAUGGUGCCUUCAACUUCUGGGACAAAGACAGCAAACAGAGGCUCAAGGCAAUGCAACGAUGCAAUCAGCCUAUACCGUGCAGCACUUUCAACCACGAUGGCUCUUUAUAUGCAUAUGCGGUGUGUUAUGAUUGGAGCAAGGGUGCAGAAAAUCAUAAUCCAGCAACAGCAAAGACUAGCAUUUUCUUGCACUUGCCGCAGGAAUCUGAGGUCAAAGGGAAACCAAGAACAAG